Xiphias gladius (swordfish) is the source of this 1189-nucleotide messenger RNA. It is a transcript of the gene blvrb, whose product is annotated as biliverdin reductase B. The transcript has 5 exons. Lineage: Eukaryota; Metazoa; Chordata; Actinopteri; Istiophoriformes; Xiphiidae. The coding region runs from base 93 to 716 and encodes 207 amino acids. The record is from RefSeq and is a predicted model, not a curated record.
UGUGACUUUUAAGGUGAAAGUGUCCUCUGCCCGGGGCAUAGUUUGGCCGACAAGCUGCCGCCGUAUCCUUGAGCCCGCGCACCACACACACGAUGUCGGAGUCCAUCAAAAACGUCGCGAUAUUUGGAGCCACGGGGAUGACCGGGCUGGCGACCCUGCAGCAGGCGGUGUCUGCAGGAUACAAUGUGACGGUGCUGGCGCGGGACCCUUCCAAGCUGCCUGCUGACCACAAGGCAUCCAGAGUGGUGGUGGGAGACGUUCUGAUUAAAGAGGACGUGAAGACGACCAUGGAGGGCCAGGAUGCUGUUAUCAUCAUCCUGGGCACCAGGAACGACCUACGCCCAACCACCAUGAUGUCUGAAGGCACCAAGAACAUCGUGGAGGCCAUGAAGGCUCGUGGGAUCCGCAAAGUGGUCGGCUGCAUGUCAGCCUUCCUGCUGUGGGAUCGCUCCAAAGUGCCGCCCCGUCUGGUUCCUGUGACAGAGGACCACGACAGGAUGUACACAGUGUUGAAGACAUCGGGGCUGGACUACGUGGCUGUCAUGCCUCCUCACAUCGAUGACAACCUUCCUCUGACAGAAAGUUAUAAGGCGACGGAGAACAUGCUAAAAGGAAGAGCCAUCUCUAAACACGACCUGGGACAUUUCUUUGUCAAGUGUCUGUGCACCUCAGAGUGGGACGGCAAGACUGUUGGAGUGUGGGGAGAGUACAAAUAAAGAACUGCUGGUGCCCUCCAGAUGGUGAAGGGUUUACAUUUCUCCCUGUCACUGAUUGCCAUUCUUUUAUUUCCACUAAAUCGCUGAAGAGAAUAUAUUUGAGUAUGCUAAGAGAUAAGUGGAGGAAAGAUAUUUGUUCUUUUUUUUCUUAAUAAAACCACAAAUGCUUUGUUGUUUUUGCUUUCAUGACCAUGAUUGAGCAGCUUUUGCUUUGUGUUGUUAAAUUUUUAUACUCAUUCCAAUUGUAUUUUCAGUGAUGCAUAGGAGGUAUUUUAAAACUAGCUUUAGCUGUAGCUGUUUACAUUUCUUUCCAUCAAGUUCUGUGUUUUCAUAUGAACAGUCUUUACAUAUUGAAUGUUUUCUCUGCCAUCCUUGAACUUUUUGCCACGUGAUGCCUACUGUCGUUGUUCUGAUCUGCAGUAGGCCCCUUUUUUAUAGCUGUUGAAAAUAAAAGACUUAAUUGUGCAAAAGGU